Molecule: messenger RNA, 902 nt
Organism: Diabrotica balteata
Lineage: Eukaryota; Metazoa; Arthropoda; Insecta; Coleoptera; Chrysomelidae
Source: the annotation of a GenBank genome assembly
AAAAAGUGAAAGUUGCCUGUUUUAAAAAGGAGAGGUAUCAUAUUUAUAAAAUGAACUAUAAUAGUGUAAAGUCAACUUUACAUUUACCACCAGAAACUAUUGACAAGAAGAGUUGUGGUUCCUCAAACUCCUGUUCGACUUUGCCACCAGAAGUUGUAGAAUGGCAGUGGCAAGAUCAAAUCUCCUAUUGGAAAUCUAAAGCAAUAAGUCUACAGUUGGAAAACCAAAUGUUAAAACAACAUAUUCGCAGAGUAUAUACAACACUUAUAGAUGAACCACAUGAUUAUACAAAUAGAGAUAUGAGUACACCACACAUACCAGAUAAUAGUAUUGAGAAGGAAGUACUUUUCAGUAGAACAAAUAUGAUGGAUCACAAGAACAUUUCGAAAGAAGUAAUUCCGAAUUUACCUGAUCCUGAAAUGAAAAAUAGAUUAGAGGAAUUGAGAAAAAUUUAUGGUGAUAAGGCUGAAAAAAUAAUGGGAAUGGAAACUUCUUUACAGUUAAAUUAUGAGAGAUGUUUAGAAAAGGACUGUCCAGUUUAUUGGCCCAAUAUUCCAAUUAAGCUAUCAUUUGAAUAACCUUAAGAAAUAAGUUUGGUAAAUAUAUUUAGACAGGACUAGUCAAAAUUUGAAAUUUAUUUGACUAGAACGGUGUAAAAAAUAAAAUUGUAAUCUUGUCCAUGUGUACCCUUAUUAAAAUUAUUAAUGAAUCAAAAAAGUAGAACAAGUUCAAAGGAAUAGUGAUUUAUCAACACUAGACAGUUAUCUAUAGUAUCUGUAGAAUGAGUGAAAAGUAAUCUUUGUAAAGUGAAAAAUUUUGUAUUUAUUUUGAAUUUUCUUCAAACUUUAGUAAUAGAUUUUAUAAUAACCUAUAAAGUAAUUAUAAAUAUAUUUUUUUUAAGG